This is a messenger RNA of Babesia ovata, 10410 nucleotides long. Its product is annotated as ERAD-associated E3 ubiquitin-ligase. The coding region runs from base 1 to 10410 and encodes 3469 amino acids. The transcript has 2 exons. Lineage: Eukaryota; Apicomplexa; Aconoidasida; Piroplasmida; Babesiidae. The record is from RefSeq and is a predicted model, not a curated record.
AUGACGGAGGCGAGGGAGGAUAUGUGGGAGCGCUACGUGGUAGUGAGCCAUCUGCUGAUGGCUUGCUCCAUAGGCCACGCAUCGCUCCAAACCAGCGGGUUCUACGAGAUUGUGACGUACUACGUGAACAACAAGACCUGCCUGGCUAUCCUCUACAACUAUGUGUUCAUGAUGUUCACGUUUUUUUGCCACCUGCCUGUGUAUGCAUUCCUUGGUCGCCUGACGAUGAUGGAGUUUGAGCAGCUGCAGGAGAUGGCGCGCAACUACCUAAUGGACGCAGUGCUGUUCUUGCUCUUGUCCAAACCGCGUCUUAACGGCCGUGAACUUCCGGUUACGAUGCUGACCAAGUACCUCAUCCUGCUGGUUGCGCUCAAGUGUUUUCACAUCCUGCUGUAUGUGCGGCUGUCUAACGUCUUCCAGAUGGACAUCCCGAGCUACUUUUCGAUGAUCAGGCUCGCUGCGUAUAUAUACGUGCUGUCGAUGCUGGACUGCCGUCUGCUGUGGGUGCUUUGUCGGGACUUGAACUGGAAGAACACUUUUACCAUAUGGGUGGUAUUCGAGCUUAUUGCGAUGUUGCUGGUGUGCACGUUCUCGUUCAUCCGUUACGUAGUGAACAUGCUGGACUUCUUCUACGAGAACGGUUUGAAGAACAAGACUACGUUGCUUUUCUAUCUCGAGCUGAUGCACGACGUGAUGAGCCUGGUGUGCUUCACGAUUUUUGUGAUGGUCUUUUACGUCCAUAACCCGAACCAUAUGCCCGCGUACAUGUUGAUAGACAUCCUCAACGUGCUGAAAAACCUCUCCGAUCGCGUUAACAUGCUGAUGCACUACCGCAAAGUUGUGAAAUCGCUGGAGUCGCGUUACCCCAAGCCUACGGAGGAAGAGAAGGAACGUGACGGCAGCUGUAUCAUCUGCCGUGACGAAUUUGACGAUGACUCGAGGAAGAUAGAGUGUGGCCACGUGUUCCACAUGUCGUGUCUCAAGUCGUGGCUGUUCCAGCACUCCACCUGCCCCACGUGCCGUGCGCCCAUCGAGGAGUAUGAGGCUCCACGCGCCGACGACUUCAACAUCUGGCGCCAGGUUUCAUUUAUCGAGAACCGCAUUGUUCGUGUCGGGCGCCGGCUCUGGAGAGGUGCAAUGCACCUUUUGGGGCGCGAUCCGCCGCAGGAAGCUCCUGAAUAUGACCCAGCAUCCGUGAAGGAUUAUAUCGAGAACUGCGCCAAAAACCUUAAAGAGCCGAUAUUGGCCAAAUUGAACGAGGAGCGUGUCGUAUGCGAGUUUGCCUUGCAGGAAGCGGACGAGGAUGAGGAUGGUGGCGAUAUCAGCACCCCGACGGGAGAGCAUGAGGAUAACAAUGCGGACGCCGACAAUCCGAACAGUAACGGAAUUGACGCUAGCAAUGCGGCCACGGCGCAAGGCGGAGGCUCUGUAAGUAGUGGUGAAGCGGCCAGAAACUCUGCAAACAAUGGCGAUGUGAUGCAAGUACUUACCGAUUUGACCAAGAUGGCUAAAGUUCUUGCUGAUAUCAAAGAGUUGACCAAAACCCCUGGUAAUGCAACCGAAGCGCCUAAAACCACCACCGCAAGCGAAGAAGCGCCUGCCGUUGUAAGCGAGGUGGCUGACGCCGCUGUCAACGACAAUGAGCCAGUAGAGAUACCGACUGACGCAAAUGAGGUGGCUGAAGAGCCUAGAACCGCAGCUGAAUCAACAGAAACGCCUGGCGAUUCAACCGAAGUGGCUGAAGCGUCAAUAACUGCCAGCGAAUCAGUCGAUGCGUCUGAAACUACCAAGGAAUCAUCAGGAUCGCCUGCCAAUGUGACGGAAGUACCUGGAGCAUCUGCCACUGUCAACGAAUCGGCAGAAGCAAUCGCCACCAUCAGUGAAGUGACCCAAACACCUGCCGACAGCACCGAGUCAGCAGAAAUACCCGCGGAGGCCAGUGGACUUCAAUCAAACGACGCAAUUACUGCGAAACCGGAAACCGAGCCAAUAGUUGCUGAGCAAAACGUGGCUGAGGCUGCACAAUCGGACGUAAAGGUUGCUGUCGAUGAAGAGGGUGUACACGCCGAUGCUUGCGAUGAUGCGGGAGAACGAGGGGGAGAGGACCUCAACCAGCAGUUUGAUGGAUCUAUUGAUAGCAAUGCUGAUAAUAACGGCACCGUGGCUGUUGAGUGCACGCCUGAGGCUGAUGCAGAAAGAGAUGUUGCGAACAUUAAGGAGAGCCAAAGCGUUGCUGAUGCGAAGGAUAUAGCGGAGAACAUCACUGAAAGUAGCAAAUCUGAUCCAGAUGGCGGACUUUUAGAUUCCUCCGCAAAGAACGACAACGCGGAUGGCAGUGAUGUUUUGGAUCACCCGGACGUGAGCAACGCGUCUGACAACAACGAAACUUUACAAGUUGCGCAGGACAAUGUGAUCACCACCAACAACGAUGACGAUGAUUUUGUGGAUGCUUGCGAAGAGUUUGUCGAAUCACCAAGGGAGCCAGUGAAGCCUUCUGCGGAAGAAGUCAAACGGCUUGAGACAGAACGCGAUAUGGCAAAGUAUAUCAACGAGUGCUAUCAGGCAUUCAGUGGCGAGAUUGCAGGGGAAACGAACAACCGUCAAGAAGGGGCUGAGGUCACGGAAAACAGCCUUGCGAACGACGAUAAGCAAGGUGAUGAAAAAACUGAUGCUGAUGUGGCUACGUCUAACACCGAGCGUGUCGUGGUUCGCGGAGGUAAUGCAGCUCAACCGGCAUCAAGAACAGUUUCGAGGCAAAUAAAUACGAGGUGCGGCUCAAUAACUAAUAUCUUCCAACGCAAAUCGACUUCUCAAUCCAUAGACGAAGCAAAAAACGAGGAUGAUGGGGAAUUUGACCCCUUUUGGACUAAUACUGUUUAUCAGCGACAAUCCCAAUCCGGGGCAUCAAAAGGUAAAAAGAACUUUUUCACUUCGUUGUUUCGCAAAAAGGGAUCUAAAGCACCUGAGGAUGCAACGCGUGGUGAACAAAGACGUUCUGACACUGGGGGACCGACUAAAUCGAAUGCAUUCUCCUGGAAUAAGGAUGUGAAAUGGCCGAAACCUAUUGCGUCUUAUUUCAAACGUCUUAAACUUCCUGAUGUUAUAUCUGAGACCGUGAGUGGAGCUCGCAGCUCGGGAAAAAAGAAGUCAGCUUCUUCCGAUAGUAAGGGUAAGGCUACCGCAGCACCGGAAACAAAGGCUUCUCCCACGCCGGAUCCUGCCACAGAACCAAAGCCCUUUUCGCGCUUUGAACGUUUCAGACAUAGGUAUUCGCUUAGUGACCAUAGCAGCAGCAAUGGCUCCGACGACAGCGACUCUGAUGACGAUAAAAGGGGUCGUGAUGGUGGGUACGGCGGCCGUCGUUACUCCAACGAUAGUGACGCGUACGAACCUAGGAGGAGCUAUGAUGAUGACUACGAAAACCGCCGAUACUCCGAUGAUAGUGAUACCUACGAGCCCAGAAGGAACUACGAGGAUGAGCAUAUGAGUCGCCAGAAUUCCAGCGACGGCGAGUCUUAUGUAGUCCGAAGGAGCGAGGAUGAGCAUGAAAGUAGACAACAAUCCAACGAUAGCGAGCCCCAAGAGGUUACGAGGCACUCUGACAGUGAACAUGGCAGCCCUAAAAGCUCAAGUGAUUCUGACUCCUACGCAGAAAGUAAAAAGAAUUCUGAUGAUGAAGGCGACGGUGACGAAAACCACAGUGAUCACGAAUCUGACGUGGUUACUAGAAAGGAUUCUGUUACUGAAAACAACAGCGAGCAAAACUCCAAAUACGAUAGCUACGCACCGUUGAUCAAACUGAGUUCUGCAAGUGCUUCCAGUGCCGUAGACUCCGACGGCCACAGUGAAUCUGAGACGGCGAACAGGAGGGGUUCAGGUCUUGAUGGUUACAGUUUGUUAGGUUCCGAUAGUGAAAAUGAGUGGGAUCCAUUUGUUGAAAGAGUCGUUACUACUCCUCAACCUGUGAACGACUGGCAACCCGAGGAGGAACCCAUUCCAGUUGUAGACGCGAAGUUAAUCGACCUGGUUGAUAGUAGCCCCGAGUCGAUGGUUGAUAGUGAGCACGCGUCAGAGGAGGAGAGCUCUGAUGAAAGUCCAGUGACACAGUCACCAGAGCCUGAUGUCGAUGAAACGAUGCCUGCAGCUGAGGAAAGUGAUUUGGACUCUGAGAGAUCAGCAGACAUUCCAGCAACGGAAUCAGCAGAGCCUAUUUCCGAUGAAACGGUUAUUACACCUGCGGAGAGCGAGUCGGAAACCGAGAGGUUGGAUGAGGACCCAGUGACGCAUUCACCAGAACGCACUCCCACCGCAGACGUGACUGCGCCUGCAGAGAGCGAUUUGGAAAACGAGGUAUCAGCUGAGAGUCCAACGAUACCUUCUCCAGAGCUUACUGUCACCGCAGAUGUGAUUCCUGCUGUCGAUGCUGAUUCAGAAGGCGAAAGAGUAACUGAAACUCCCGUUGACGCUUCACCAGAACCCGCCACAAACGAAACAUCGAUCGUGGCUGCGGGGAGUGCGUCGGAAGAUGAGAGGUCUGAUGAAAGCCCCAUGACACAGCCAUCAGACCCUGUCAUCAACGAAACAGCAAGUGCACGUGCAGAAAGCGCUUCGGAAGAUGAAAGGCCCGUGGCAGAAUCGUCAGAACCGGCUGUCAAUGAAUCAGUGACUGCACCCACAGAAAGCGAUACGGAAGCUGAUAGAACGAUCGAAACUCCUGUGGAUGAAUCACCUGACAGUACUGCCACCGCAGACGUUAAUCCUGCCACGACUAAUGAACCAGAAUCGGAGAUGGUGACUGAUACUCCUGUUGAGCCUGCACCAGAAACCACUGGAAAUGACGAAGUGAUUACCGAAACGACUAGUAAUCAGGAAGCUGAUGGGGCGAUUGAGACACCUGCAUCACCUUCACCGGAAACUGUCACAUUUGGGGAAUUGGUUCCUGCCUCAAGUAGUGGGUCGGGAUAUGGGACGUUGGCAGUGGUUCCAGCUCAUCCUCCGCCAGCACCUGUCGGCAAUCCGCAAGCUAUUGCAGUAGUAGAGAGAGACUUGGAAGUUGCCAUGUCCGGCGUAGAGCAUAUAGUGGAUGGCACGGUGUUAAACGUUCAAAGGAUUGUGGAAGAAACUGUUUAUAACAUGAGGGCAAUCGUUGAGAACACCGUCGUGAACGUGCAAAAUACUGUAGACAGCGCCGCCAUGGAGGUUGGGGACAGGGUAGAAAGGAAUGAGGAUCCAAGAAUAGAUGAGGUGGAAAUGCGCGUCGAAAGGACUGUGAACGCAGCAGUUGCUGAUGCAGAGUCGUUGGUCGAGUUAACAGUAGAUGUUGCUGUGGCGAACGUGAGAAGAACUGUAGAUGCGGCAGUUUUUAAUGUCGAAAACCUGGUCAGUCGUACUGUUGAUGCAGCGAUUGCAAGUGCGCUUGGGUUACAUCCUCUUCCACUAGCAGCAGCAGCAGCUGCUGCUGCUAUUAGUCGGAUUAUAAUCCUUCGUCGUUCUGACAGUGAGGAUUCGGCGGAUACGCGCGUUCCACCAAAUGACGACAGCAUUGGCAGCGAUUUGUCAGAUUAUCCUAUGGAGGAAUUGUCAUAUGAGGACAUGUCCGAUUUUCAUUUUGAUGCGACCACAAUGGAGGUGACCCAGCUGCCUGUAAUUGAUGAAGUCGCUGGUGCUGAGCCUCUCGACCAAAUUACCGACCUAUCUCCUGUUACAGACACACCUGCUCCAGUAGACGAUGAAACCAUUCCCGCAGUUUCUGCAGAACACGUGGUUCGUGAAACUAAUGUGAUAGACGGGCGCAUUGAAACUAUCGACGAUGCUUUUGUGGAAGAUCUCGUAGAACCACUUGAUGACGUUGUUGCUACAGGAGCAUACAGCCCAAUCACUCGAGAAGCUGCUGAUGCUACCUCCACGGAGGCGGUCGUCGAUGACGCUAUCAUUACGGACUUAGUUGAUGAGACAAAUGAUGAAGCCAUUGGAGCGGAGUCCGAAGAACAAAAUGUUGAUGAAGUUACUGCUGUCGACAUUGCUGCUGAUACGGUAGAGGAACCUGAUAGUGUGGACCUUAUAGGACUAGCCGGUGAUGAAGUUACCGCUCUGGACGCCGCCGCCCCACCAGCUGAGGAAUCUGCUGUAGAAUAUUCUGUAAACCCCUUCAUGGAGGAAACCACUGUUACAGAGACCGAUAAUGUAUCAAUCGAGAGGACUGUUGAUGCGUACACAGAUGACCUCAUCAUCCUGGACGAAACUUCUGUUGCGGACGUGUAUGAUAAAACAACCGAGGAAGCCCCUGGAGAGACUCCCGAGGAGCCACUUGCGAAUGAAAUUGCUGCUACUGAAGAAGCUACGGGCACUGUCGACGAAGCUCUUGACGAAUAUCCUGCUGAAAUAGCCGUCGAGGAUACUGCAGGUGAUGAUGCGGAUAAUGAAAUAGUUGCCGAAACUAUGAAUACGUCUAUAGGUGUAACUACCGACCUUGUCGAUGAAUCUGCUAAUGCAGAUCUGGCUGAAGUGGUCGUAGAUGAAGUUACUGACAUAGUAGAGGAACCUGUUGUACAAUCUGAUGCAGAGAACGUCGUCGAUGAAAUUAAUGAAACCAUUGACGAACGUGAUGUAUCAGCUGAUGUAGAGAAUGCCGUCGAUGAAAUUAAUGAGACCACUGACGAACGUGAUGUAUCAGCUGAUGUAGAGAAUGCCGUCGAUGAAAUUAAUGAGACCACUGACGAACGUGAUGUAUCAGCUGAUGUAGAGAAUGCCGUCGAUGAACCUAUUUAUGCGGAAAGGGUUACUGAUACAGUCGAUGAGUCUGCUAUACCAUCUGAUGCCGAGAAUGUCGUCGACGAAACUGCUGUUACAGAGGUAGCUACCGAGGCUGUCGAGGAGCUUCUGAUAUCAGAUUCUCAAAAACCCGUUGGGGAUGAAGGCUCGGAUAUCGAGGGCGAUAGUCCAACCGCUCAGGAAUCUAUUGACGUAGAUUCUGCUGAAGCGGAAGCCGCGGAGGCAGCUAUCGCAGAAACAGCUACGGAGAUAGGUGCUGAUCUUGCUGUAGAAGAUUCUGCGGAACCGGUUGCCGAUGAAGUUACUCUUAGGGACGCAGAUAUUCUAACAGAGGAUGAAGCUAUUGGUGCAGACCAGGAACGGGGCGAUGAAGCCAUUGAUACGGCUACAAACGUAACUCAUGUAAUAACGCAUGACCUGAUUGAUCUUAGCUCAAUAGAACCGACCUUUGAUGAAACUGCAGCCACAGAAACGGACAGCCCAACCGUUCGGGAAGAUAUUGAUGAGGCUCCCGAGGAAACAGUCACUGAGGAAACUACUUUUGAGGACACGCACGUUCCAAUCAUUGAGGAUGCUGUUGUUGAGGUCUCCUCAGACAUAGUUGUUGAAAAUACUGCUGCGGAUACGGAUAAUGAAUCAGUUGUCGAACCUCUGGAUACUACCACAGACCUUGAUCCAGAGAUGGCCGAGGCACCUGUUGAUGUGGUUGCUGUAGAGACAUCUGCUGAAGAAGCUGAUACUGUUGAGGCAACAACCGAGACCAUUGAGGAGGAUGCGGAUACAGCUUCAUGUGAACAUGCUGUUGAACCAUCUGCUAGUACGGAAGUAAUCGCUGAGGCAAUUGAGGAAGAUAUUGAUAUGACUACCUCGGAACCGGUGGUUCCUGAAGCUGCUGACACACAACCAGACAAUGAAAUGACCGACAAUGGUACUGCGGAUGAUUCUGCAGAGGUAUCUGUUGAAGCCGAUACUACUGCAGACAUAGCAACUGAGACAACUGAUGAGAUCGUUAGUACCAACUCCUCGGAACCGGUGACUCAAGACACUGUUGUUACGGAAGUAAAUACCGAGACGGUUGAGGAACCUGUUGUAGCCGAUUGUGUUGAGCCAGCUGAUGAUAUGGUUGUUACCGCUUCCGAUGAACAGAUAGUUGACGAACCUGCUGUUAUGGAAGUAGAUAAUGAAACGAUCGAUGAAUGCGUUGUAGAAGAUUCUGUAGAACAAGCUGACGACGCUGAUACAGUCGAGGUAGCUGCCGAUAUGCCUUCCGCCGAAGAAGCCGUGGAGGCAUCUACUAUUACUGACGCGGUUCCUGAAACAACUGAUGAAGUUGCUGAUAUGGUUUCCGAAGAACCGUUUGAUGGUGAAGCUACUGUUGCUGAUGUCGAUACUACAGUCACUGAGAAACCUGCUGAUGCAGAUCCAGCUGAAGAAGCUGUUAGUGAGCUUUUAACUAAUGGAACAAGUGAGGAGGCUGUGGAUACGGCUACGGGUGCAGUUGACGUAACGACCGAGGGAAUGAUUGACGAGACUGCCGCAGAGCCGGCGGUUUCUGAAGGUGCUGUAACGUGCGUAGCUGAUGCAACGGCAGAGGAAGCUAUCGACAACAUCUCUGCAGAACCAGAGACUAAUGCAUGUGCUGCUACGGAUGCAACAGAGGUCCCAACUGAUGCGGACACUGUAACAUUAGCUGUUGAUGAAGCUACCGCUAUGGAGGUGCCUAAGGAGACUACUGAGGCGGCUGCUGGUGCUGAGGGAUCCGUAGAACCAGGUACCGAAGAAGCAAGUACUACGGAAGUAACUACGGACACAGCUGAGGUGGCUACUAAUGCAGACUCCGUGGUACUACCUGCAGCUGAGGGCGCGGCUACGGAAGAUGACAGUCCAACCAUCCAGGAAUCUGCUGAUGCAGAUACUGCAGAAUCUGCAGUUGAGGGUGCAGGCAUAGAAGGUAACAGCUCAACCAUCCAAGAACCUGUUGAUGAUGCCGCCGAAGAACCGGUGGCUGAUGAGUCUACAGGCGCAGAAGGUGAUACUGCAACUGUUCAGGAUGCUACGGCAGAGGCCUCAGAAGAGCCUAUUGUCGACGAGACUGCUGGAGAGGAGGAAAAUAGUCCAACCACAGACGGAGCUAGAGACCCGGAAGAUAAUGAUGACAAGCCUGAGGAACCCCAACCAGAUGUGCCAACAUAUUGUCGCCGGUUCUUGUUACCGUCGUGGUUGAGGGAGAGUCGUAGCCGUGGAAGUGAUCCAGAUGUUAAGGCCAAGUCCGGCAUGCUAAAAUUGUUGCGGAAACUGAAAUACAUCAAGGAGAAAUUGACACAAUUAACGAACCCCGAGCGCAACGAGACGUCAACUGACAGAGCGGAGGAUGAAGCUGCUGGAAACACCGAGGAUACCAAUGGCGAUGCUAUUGUGCCCCCAACUUCCGAGAGUGCGUCUGCGGCGGAAGAGUCCGGCAGUGUCACCAAUGACGACCCUGAGGUCCCCCCAAUCUCGGAGAGUAUGCUAGCGGCAGAAGAGCUCAGAGAUGUCGGUAAUGACGAUGCUGAGGUUAUCGCACGUUCCGAAAGUGCGCCUGAGGCAGAACUGUCCAGCGUUGCUACAAAUGAUGGGGACAACUUGCCCAAGGAUAAUGCUGUAUCCCCUGUGAUUGCGGUCUCAGAUCAAGACGAGGUUAAAAAACCAUCGGCGGAAGAAUUGGCCCGUAUAAGGCGCAUACGGUUGGCUAGGUUUUCGAAGGACUUCGGCGACGAUGCUAGUUCAGCAACUGCCGCUGGUGAAGCGGAUAGGGAUGCCGCAGCCACUCAGGAGUCCAAGCCCUCGGAAGUGCCCAGUGUUAGCAACGAUGAGGAUGGUACUCGUAUGCGUGAUGGUGAUGCCGUAGAAUCUCCAGAUCUGGCUGUUAAGGACGGUCCAUCUACCAGCGAUGAUGGAGAACUAGGUCCCAGCGAGAUAUCCGAACAGGAGCCAGCCCCGAUUAGCGAUGACGCAGUAGAAGAAUCCGGCGUGGAGGAACAGUCAGAGCCUGUUGAAUCUGGGGCGGGAUCAAUUGUGCCACUGGAUGCCACGCAAUCGACGGACAUCGUUGUGGCCAAUGCCGACAGCUCGGAUUCCGGUACACCAAACGCUAUCGUGAGCCUUGCGUCCACUUUGGCUAACAUGACUCCAAACGACAUGUGGAAUCUGAGCCACAUUGCCGCUACCUAUCGACGUCGCAUGGCAUCGAGUGCACGCGCUAUCGUCAUCGAACUUGCCGAACUACAAGCGCGACUUUUCCUGGCCUACUGCAAGAUGAUUCGCAUGUGGCAUCUUACUGCCCACGGCCUAUCUAGAGCUGAUGAUGUGUACAAGACCGUUUUCGAGACGGCAAACGCCUCACGUGCAUCUGGCGUCACCAACCAACGCCAGCGCGGCCUCCUGUCUGACAUUUGGAACAGCCUCAACUGCUACAGCGUCUCGCCGGAUAGGAUCAAACAGUUGCACAGCCAAUACAUCAAGCGUUCCUUCAACUACCAGGACGGCGUCUGGCGUAUGCAUGCCUCACCUGUUCCAGUCGAUCUUAUCGAGGACAUGGUGAGCUCGAUGGCUCUUAUGGAUGCGAUAAUCAAAUCCGAGAUGGAAAAGGUGGAAACUUAG